CAAAAGCGAAAUGAGUGAAGUAGACGCACCAAAUAGCUCCGACCACUUCUCGCAGGAACAUGGCCGAGAUAAUAGGCAUACUGACGAAAGGCAUGAUGAGAGAGACGAUAAUCGCCAUCAUGAAGAUCGUCAUGAAGAAAGAGAUCGUACACAAAGUCGCUCUCGUUCUAGGUCUCCUCGCAGGUCUCGUUCCCCUAGGGAUAGAAGUGCUGGAGACAGACAUAACAGUGAAGAAGAUGGUUUGAACCCUGGGAACAAUCUGUUUGUUACCGGGUUGUCAACUCGAACAAAUGAUCGUGAUUUAGAAGCAUUAUUCGCAAAGUAUGGCAAGGUUAUAAAAGCUCAAAUUAUGUAUGACCCUCAUACUCGUGAGUCGCGCGGGUUUGGAUUUGUAACAAUGGAAACGACAGACGAGGCAGAUGCGGCAAGAGAAGGUAUUAAUGGUAAAGAAAUCAAUGGUCGUCUCGUGACCGUGGAAAAGGCCCGUCGUUCUCGAGCCAGGACUCCAACUCCUGGUCGGUACUAUGGACCACCUAAACGUAGAGAACCCCGUCGAGUUGAUAGGUUCGAUCCUAGAUAUGAUUAUAGCAGACAUUAUGAUCGCUAUGAGAGACCACCAAGAGGUUAUGGGCGCGAUCCAUAUUAUGACCGUGCUUAUGAUCGAUCUUAUUAUGACCGGGGAUAUGAGAGAGGUUAUGACCGUGCCUAUGAUAGAGCUUAUGAUAGAGCUUAUGAUCGAGAUCGUCGACCUCCGCCACCGGCCCGCUAUGAACCUUAUCCUCGACCUCGUUCACCUUAUUAA
Molecule: messenger RNA, 802 nt
Organism: Acaulospora morrowiae
Lineage: Eukaryota; Fungi; Glomeromycota; Glomeromycetes; Diversisporales; Acaulosporaceae
Source: the annotation of a GenBank genome assembly